Molecule: messenger RNA, 8775 nt
Organism: Passer domesticus (house sparrow)
Lineage: Eukaryota; Metazoa; Chordata; Aves; Passeriformes; Passeridae
Gene: TMEM178B
Product: transmembrane protein 178B
Exons: 4
Coding region: 1874-2758 (294 amino acids)
Cellular component (GO): membrane
Source: RefSeq, a predicted model, not a curated record
AGUGAGAAACAGCUCCACUUGUUUUAGAUUUGGUUGACAUAAUGUAAGGGCUUGUGAUCAAGAAUGAUCAGGAUCCAGUUAAAUCCAGGUUUUACAUUUUCCCCUCUUAAGAGAGUAAGGCUUCGACAUUUCCUGCCUGGGAAGUGGUGCAGUUUAUCUUUAAGGAGGAUAGAGAAAUAAGAAAUGAGUCUCACGUUGCAUGGGUGACAUCACUGGCUUUUGGCUCAGCGUUCUGUAUGCUCGGUCUGUAGGCUUCGGCCAAGGCUGCAGGGCUCGGUGUUUGAACAAGGAAAGAUUCCCAGGUGUACAGAAGAUUGGAUUUGCUAUUAUUUGGGUUUAAAACGGUGAAAUGAGAUUUCUAAAGCUUGGGGUCUCCAGCUCGCCUUCUGUUGCACUUGAUCUCUACAAGAUGGGUGAGUUAUUCCCAUUAAAGAGAAAGGGAGUGAAAAUUUAAGGAGAAAAAAAAAUUAUGUCUGAAUAUAUAACUACUGAUGCCGGGGAUACGAUUCGUACGAAGCUGCUGAGCUAAAAAAUCUCAUCUCCGACGAGGAGAUCGGGCCAUAUGGCAGAGAAAUGGUGCAGCCCGAAAGCUGUUGACAACAGUUAGGGGCUGCUUUCCUCUCCCCGUGUAAGGUGUGUAGCUCCCCCCCACCUCCGCCCCUCCGCCCCUCCGCCCCGGUUUGUUUUGGUUCGGUUUCCCCCGACCUCCCUCCCCUCCCCGUUCCUCGGCAUCCUCUCCGCCAGCCGUAGCCCUGCCUGCCUUCAUCUUGCAGAUGGCUAACGUGCCGCCGUGUUAGGAAAACUGUGCACAACACAUCCCAGCGCCGGGGACGGAGGAAGCUUUUCAGCUGCCGGCGGAAGGGGGGGCAGCACAGCGGGUGUGUGUGUGGAAGAAGGAUGCCGGGGCCGAGGGCAGCCCCCCGCGCUGCCUAGCGGGCUGCGGCUGCUCCCGCCGGAGCCUCUGCCCGGCCCGGAGCCGGGGCUGCCGGGGCGCUGCCCGGGCGCGCCGGGGAAGGAAGGCAGCGCGGCGUUCGGCUGCCUGGAUGACAGCGCCCACGACAAAAGCGGGAGAGUGAAUGGCAAGGCUGGCGGAGGGAAGCCGAGGUGUCUCCGGAGCCAAGAUGCCAGUGGCUGUCAGCGCAGUCUGCUGAGGGAGAGAGCCGUGCGUGCCCGCCUUCCCAGAGCCAGCCGCGGAGGGGAUGUUUUAACCACGAUUGCAAGCGGCAGCAGCAGCGGCGGCAGCAGCAACAACAACAACAGAUGCUCCCCCCCUCUCGCUCCCUCCCUUUCGACCCCGCUUUAAACCCAAGCAAGUGACCGACCGUCCAGACGAUGAUGCUCUUGCUGAGCCACUGACAAAGAAAAAGCAAGUCACCCAUUCCUGACGUCGGGACAACUGGCUGCUUGCAAGUGGGAGAUGCCAGGCUGUUGAACUUUUCUGUCCUGUGAUGAUGCUGUAGUGAGCUUGCUGAUCUGAAAGCCAUCUCUUCUGCAUUUCUGAGUGGGCCAGAUUGAAAGAGAUUAAUGGACUGAUCAGCCAUCAGGUCUCUGCAGGGGGAUUCAUCUCUUCAGCCCCUGUCCCUCGGGUGCUCGCGGUGAGGGGGUCACUGGUGAAAGGCUGUGUUUCUCCUCACCACGUCUCCUCUGCAGAGGAGAAGAGGCAGAUGAGACUCCAAGACUGCCUCCAGGGCAGAACUUUGUAGUGCUCUCAGCAUCCCUCUGCAGCGUGGAUGUGAGCCACGGGAGUUGGGGAUGUUUGAGGCAGUCUGUGCCAAGUGACACCUAGCAGUGCUCCGGUGGUUUUCGCGUGGUCUCACCCCCAACGGCUUUGCCUGUUGUGAAGAUGUCCAUGGUGUUUCUGUGAAGCUGAGGCAUGGCUGCUGGAAGGUUACUGCUCUAUGCUGGCCUCUCUUUAGCUCUGUGUGCCCUUGGCAUGCUGGCUGUGGCAAUCUGCUCUGACCAUUGGUAUGAAACUGAUGCUAGGAAGCACAGAGAGAGGUGCAAGAGCAUCACCACUAAGAGAAAUGAUCCUGGCUUCAUUUAUAACUCCAACAACAACCUGCCUCUCAGGGCCAGCAGGUCUAGGUUGGACCGCUGGGAAGGGAAACUCCUCUUGGCAAGAAACAGGAGGCAGAUCUUUGCUAUGAGCGCAGUCGACGAGUGCAACAGACAGUACAACUCCACCAAUAUGGGGCUCUGGAGGAAAUGCCACCGACAAGGAUUCGACCAGGAGCUGGAGGAGCUGAUUGCCAAAGGAGCAAUUGAGCGGUGCUCGUACAUCAAGUACCACUACUCCUCAGCCACCAUCCCCAAGAACCUUACGUACAACAUCACCAAGACAAUCCGCCAGGAUGAGUGGCAUGCCUUGCAUCUGCGCAGGAUGACAGCUGGCUUCAUGGGCAUGGCUGUGGCCAUCAUCCUCUUUGGAUGGAUUAUCGGUGUUUUGGGGUGCUGUUGGGAUCGAGGCCUUAUGCAGUAUGUGGCAGGGCUUCUCUUCCUCAUGGGAGGAACCUUCUGCAUCAUUUCACUGUGCACAUGCGUGGCUGGAAUCAACUUUGAGCUCUCCCGCUACCCCCGCUACCUGUACGGACUUCCCGACGACAUCAGCCAUGGCUAUGGCUGGUCCAUGUUCUGUGCGUGGGGGGGCCUGGGCCUCACUCUGAUCUCUGGCUUCUUCUGCACUCUGGCCCCUUCCGUCCAACCUGUCCCCAGGACCAACUGCCCCAAAUCUAGACCUGAGAAUGGGACAGUGUGCUAAAACAAAUAGCAAACAAAUACACACACACACAAAGACAUAUAUAUAUAUAUAUAUGCCUAGGUAUGUCUAUACAUGCAUAUAUAUGUAUAUAUAAUUAUAUAUGUAUAAAAUCUCAAGUUAAUGCCAGUGCCAAGGUAGAGCUGAGUCCAACAUGGCACUCACAUCUCCACCGGACUCUGUGUUGCUUCAUUCUUUCUCACACUGAUGGGAAAGCUUUUCUCUCACAUGGCUCUUCCAUCCAACUCUUAACUUCAGCAUAAUACCUUAGAGGUCAAAUGAACCUACAGUUGCACCUACCUACUGCCAUUUGGGAGGGGGAACAGGGGGUCCAUGUGGGGAAUCUGGAACCAGAUUUUGUACAGGACAUGGUGGGGGCAGAGGUGUGAGGCGGGGAUGACACAAAAAGCGUGUCCAUUGCAGCCAGAAGGGAAAAUGUAAACAGCAAGGAAAUGAAGCAUUUGAGCCACUUCAACAACAUACCUCCUCAAGGCCAUUAUCAGAAACCCACCCAUGUUCUUUUUCUUUCUUAAAACAAAAUGACAGAAGUCAUGUCAUUGGUUUUGGGGUUUUGUUGGGUUUUUUUCUCCUUAAAAUGCAGAAAACAAAAUGGACAGAAUGUGUGCAGAAAAGUAGAAAAGCAUUUUCUCUUUGCCUGCCAAACUUUAGAGAGAAGCAAACAAGUGAAAAUAAUAAUAAUUAAUAAUAAUAAUAAACAUCUAAGAAAAUAAAACCAGAAAACAAUAAAAAUCUCCAAGAGGACAUCUCAGCAGACUUUCCAACAAUGCGGUUUUAAUCUUCCAGCUGCCUUACAUCCAGGCUUACAACUGAGGCUGAACUGCUAAUGUAAAUGCAGCAGAAGGCCUUUUGAAAAUGCUGUGAUACAUGUGUGUAUAACUUUUUCUUCCCUCUUACUUUAUUUAUUUUUUUUAACAAAAAGAAAAAUUUAAAGCAUUGCAAUGUGAUUGUCCACCAAACCAUCCAUGCUGUAUUUGUGGCCCAAGACUGAGGCACCGCAACGGCAGAAGCGUGAGGAAAGCCAUCAGGUCUGAGAGAAUGCAUCUUCUCUGGUGGAUUUCAGCAGGAUUUUUUCUUUUUCAUGGAGUUUCUGAAAGUUCAGGAUGGUGGAUCCAGGGGAAGACUGACCAAGGAGAAGGGAGGUGAGGGAAGGCCUGGUAGCUGUUCUUCCCAGGGAUUUGAUCGAAUGGGAUUUCAUCAAGUUUCCGGUUUGGAUGUUUGAGACAACUGAGCAAAAAUUGUGGAGGAGGAAAAGGGAGCUAAUUUCUGUAGAAGAGAAGUAAGAGAUGCCUCUCAUUGUGUUCAUGUAUGCCAAAUAAGACCUUCCCACAUCUUGUCUUUGGAAACUGCCCUGAUUCAAUGGACAUCUCCUCUCUCCAUCUGGGAGAACUGUGUACAGAUGGAUGUGAAAGGGUCAGAUGCAGAGAACAGAGAUCCAUUUCCUAUGAGCUUAAGCAUUGUAUGAUAUAACUGUGAAUCUGCAAAUGGAACUCUCUCUCUUUUUUUGGUCUUUAUCUUUUUCCUGCUAUUCCUCCUCCUAUUGUCUCCUUUUUCCUUCCCUCUGCCCUUCCUGUUGUUCAGGUCAUAGGUCCCAGAAGAGCAAAACAAACAGCUAAGUCUGAAGAGGUGGGUGAAGGCCAUUAGAGGACAAAAAGCAUUUUGGCUGUGAGGACAGUGGGUCCUUGCAGGGUACCUUACCUUGCAGUGGCUAUGGGGAAGGUAGGGAAGAAGGGCCAAGGAUGUAUCCAAAGGGACUCUGAAGAACGAUGACUGAAUUGCCAUGUGCAAAAGCGAGGGCACCACUGACAAAUAUGCAGGCAAAGGGAGACAGGGCAAAGAAAAAAGUCUCCCCAAAACCAAUCCAACCCAACAUGCUCUUAAUUCAGGGAUAGUACCAGCAAUCCUUUCUUACCUGAUAGCUGCAUGAUAUCAGUCCUCACUAGUCAGUAAAAAAUAAUCCUCUCCAUAUAAAAUAUCUCACUAGGAGAAGGAGCCUGUGCCUGCUGCACAGAAAUGCAGGCAUUAAUUUCCAGGUUGUGCCAUUUACACAGCUGGCAGUUUGGUUUAAAAAUAUCCAGCUAACAAAUAAUUCUUACACAUGUAGUUGUAUUACAGUGUUCAAAGAAAUGAAGGUUCUGGAGGGCAUGUUGGAAUAGAGUAGAUUUGGGUUUCUUCCAUUCUUGCUCAACUACCUAGCUUUUGUUUUCUGUUGUCUACAGAUUUCCCAAACAUGCCAAUGCCAGCUGCUAAAUCAGUUUGUUUCCACUGAAGUGCCAUCCCUGUCAACUGAAGUUUCACAAUUUCAUUUUACACUAGAUGUGACCAGAGAAAUUACUUAUUUAUUCGAGUUUAAACCACAAGCCUUUUGAAGAAACUUCCUUUUUAAGCAGAUUGGUUUAUUUAUUUUUUUCUGGGAAGGUUUUCAAAUAGAGUGGUUUUGAAAAAUUUUGAAAUCAUUUGACUGUGCUAGUGCCUACUUGGUUAGGAGGUUGAUGAAUUACCAUUGAACAGAAGAAGGAAAUUUAAAACAAAAAUAGCCUUGGAGAGCUAAAUGAAGGCUGAAUGCAGAAAACCAAUAACUGGAAACCAAAAAAGACCUAUAAAAAAUUGUUCAUUUCUUCAAAGCAUGAAAAAUUUUGGAAAAAAACUGAACUUAUUAGUAAGAAAUUAUGCAGCUGCUUAAUUAAAACAGCUUUGAAUGCAAACUUUCUUCCACCUCUGCAGUGCUGAAUGUGAUAGGAAAGGUGUUUCAUAUAAAUACAGAUAUCUGGAGUGACACAGGUAAGCCAGAGUCACAGAGGUGCCUAUCUGGAGUUUACCAUCAGGCCCUGUGGCAGGCAGAGCAGUACAGCAGCUCCUGUGGUGAUGUAUCCUUGUGUGGUCCUUGAGUGUUCACAGGGUGUAUUCUACAGAUACAGUUUUGAAAGAGGUAUAGCACUAAGAUUUAAAGAAAUGGAAGUAAUUUUGCUGUUUGAUGGAUUUUCAAAGGUUUCCUUUUCUUCUGCAGCUGGCAUAAAACCAGUUUUGCCUUGAUGAAGUAUUCUCUGGAUGGUGUUGGUUUACAAGCUGUAUAUAAGCCUCUGUGUGUGGCAGUGGUGGAAGAGGGUUAUGGUUAUUUUUAUUAACAACAGAAAAGUGUUGACCCUGAAUCUUUGGGCCAGUUCUGUGAUUUUCCACUCGCUCUAGCAUAGUGGAAAGGCCUGUGUGGCUAUGAAAAAUCUUAAAAUCUAUGGGAAUGUCUGAAGCAGCAGGUGAUCAUGUCACAUUAAUCUCCAGCUGGAUCCCCAAAAGAACCAUUUGUCCAAAUACCAGUUCUCUCAUCACUGGUUUAAGUAAGGGCAGAACCCUUUUGGGAGAUUAUGAAUUUCCCCUCUGUGCUUCUCGAAGAACUGGCAGGAGUCCUGUGUGCUUCCAUAGCCCUGAACGGGGGUCACAGCCCCACCAUGCCUUCUAAGUGCUCAGACUUGUCUUUAGAGCAGGGAUCAUCCAGAAUACAUCCAGAUGUAAAUUUGUGAAGAUUAAUGUCUCCACCUCUCCUGAGCUGAAGCACACUCACAGCUACUCUGAGUUUCUGCAUUUUGGGGGAGGUUUUGAAGUAUCUUUCUGAACAGAGAUUGAAGCUUUUUGACUAGUGUGUGGUUUCUUAGUUGGCGGAGCAGCUAAUUAGAAAUCUGUUAUCAGUGGUCUCAGCAUUAAGGGACUUGACCCUGUCCCUCAGAUCUGCUCUGGCCAAGUGCCUAAGCAUGUGCUUUACUUGGUGCAUGUGACUAAUCCCCUUAAAUUUGGUUGACUAUUCAUAUGCUUAAAGUCCAGAAUGUGCUUUCUUGGAGGACAUUCAUCUUCCUGCAGAGUCCAGCCCAUGUUCGUUUUUACCCAUCCUUGCCCUCUAGAUAAGGUGACACUCUGUCCUAGCCUGAGCAACCAGUAUGUUCUUGGUCUCCCUUUCUGUGAGGUGGAAAUGCAGGAUCCAUAUUUGGCAGGCUCUUUGCCACACGUAGCCUUUCACGUUGCACUUCUGGGACAACACAUCACCAUGUUCCAGAGAUCACAGAGCCACUGGAGUGCAGUGAGCACAGAUACCCUAAAAUGCCUAUCCUAAGGAUGCAGGAUGAAUUGGUUCAACACACAGUGAUCUGCAGGCUGAGCUUUUGUGAGUAGUGACUCAGUUGUGUAGCUCUGUGACCAUAACAAGUCAGCUGCAGAGUUUCUGCUGUCUGUCCCUGCUGGGACACAGUACACCUGAAUGGUCUAUGUGGCAGGAGCACAUGUGCCCUGUAUCCUAUGUCCUAUAGGACACCUCCUUCUUCAAGCUAAAGCUGUUUGUGAGUUAAAUUUCCUAACCCAUAUUAGCCGUCUGUAUAUAUCAUCAAUCCCUUCUUCUUUGCAAACACACAACUGAUUUUUCCUUAUCUAAAUAGUUCAGUCCCUCCAGUUCUUUUUCUAGCUGGGAUUUUUUUUUCUUCUGCCCCAGGGACAGUCACCAGUGGAUCACAAACCACCAGUGACCAGAGUAAUUUCUUUGAAAUACUGCUUUUGAAAAAUUGCCAUUACUUUUUAAAAUGUUAUUCCAGCUGCAAUAACAAAUGAAAGGGGAGAAAAAGCAUCCUCAGAGUUCUCUAAACAGAGGAUCCUCAUCCUCCCAGGAGUGAAUUGUGAGAGUGCAGGUAUCCUGCUUUCCUGUGCAUGCAAGUCAUUUGGGACCAUUUUUUGCUAUGGCACGUUAGCUGUGUGGUUCAAUGGAUGGUGAAUAAAGCAAAGCUGGUGAAGGAGGGGAUUGAUGUGCAAGGGCUAUUUCAGAUUCCCAAGCAUUCCUGGAAGACUGUGUCUCCAUGGCUGUCCAUUUAUCCACCGUGCAGCGCCUCUGAAUCAGGCUCAUCCCUGGAGCCCCACUGAUAAGCGGAGCUCAGAAGAAAAUCACUGUAAUCUGUCCUUAAUUCUUGAGCGCCACGCUAACUGCCAGCAGCGAAAUGGAGGGAAAAUAAUAUGUUACCAAGUAUAGCUAAAUAAAGACAUGCAUUAUUCGGGCUCUUUCUUCUCUGUGUCUCUACAUAGGCCUAGAAAGGCUACAGGACUACUCAGGCUCAUUCACACAAACUACCACCCCAGGUUUCCCACUCCUUCAUGGUCCAAACCACUGUGCUCAUCCAGCCAGCAAGGGAAGACUCAAGGUGAAAAACUGAGACAGCUCUGAAUGAUUGCCAGGUACCAAUGACAGACAAAGAGUAAAAAGUGGGCAUGAAAUGCAAAGAGCACGUAAAGAUUAGUGGCAGGUGAAUUUCCAAGGACAGGAAACGAAAUUCAAAAAAGCCUAAAGUUUGAUUGCUAACUCCAGGCUAGAUCCAUAAAAUCUUGAUUUUGCCAGUCUAAAGUGAAAACUAAAAAACCAGGGCUUAGCUCAAAAGUCAUAGUCCACUGUUUCCAGCCAUAGCCAGGAAUAUAAUGCAACUAUUCCAUAGUCUGUUGAGAUUCAUAGAAAACUCAGAUGUCUUGGAAAACAUUUUAGUGCUGUCUUCGUUAACACUGGACAAGAAAUGUGUGCUUACACACUCACAAUAUCUAUUUUUUGGCUUUAGAAAGUCAUCAGAUGCUACCUCCCCUCCCUCCCUGCCAUCCCCCCAGUUCAGCUUAGGGUUUCCAUCCUGUAUGCCCCACUAAUACCCCAAUCAUACAGCCUUCUUCAGAGCCACAAUUAUUAAUUGCAACAUUUUGACAAGUGCUGCUGGUGCCAGGGGCCUCUGACAAGCUUCAUUUUGACAUCAGUUGGAGAACUGUAGCCUGAUACAGUGCUGUCAAUUUAAUUCCAGUAGGCUUUGCACAAGUUUAGGAUUUAACUUGAGAAAGAGUCUGGACAACUGCAUCAAUAUAGGCCACAAGAGGGAAAUUAAAUUCUGGUCUCCUCUAGUAAAGCACUCCAGAAUCACAGAUCAGUUGUCCUUCCCUUGUUCAGGGAAGACUUUCAAUGAAAAUAUCAGUUUCAGUUAGGUUAUCUCCAGGGGAAAGUG